AUGGCAAUAGUCGAUCCAGAUUAUAAAUUUAUUUGUGUCGAUGUUGGUGGUUACGGACGAAACUCAGAUGGUGGAAUUUUAGAAGAAUCGGUAAUGGGUAAACGUUUGGAAGCUGGGACAUUAAGUGUGCCAAAAGGUGUACCAUUUCCUGGGCAAAUAGAAGACACACCCAUGGUUUUGAUUGGUGAUGAAGCAUUUGCAUUAAAAACAUAUUUAAUGAAACCAUUUCCACGUAGGCAAUCCAGAAACAAUACGAGAUUGGACACCUACAAUUAUAGAUUAUGUAGAGCUAGGCGAGUUGUCGAAAACGCAUUUGGCUUUUUAUCAAAAAAAUGGAGAGUUUACAAAGGGCCUAUAGAACUAAAAGAAGAUACAACUAUUAAAGUUAUAUUAGCAACUUGUAUAUUGCACAAUUAUUUACGUGUAAAAAAAAUGUGA
This is a messenger RNA of Myzus persicae (green peach aphid), 438 nucleotides long. RefSeq lists its product as uncharacterized. NCBI's taxonomy places the organism in Eukaryota, Metazoa, Arthropoda, Insecta, Hemiptera, Aphididae. The record is from RefSeq and is a predicted model, not a curated record. Bases 1 to 438 code for a protein of 145 amino acids. The transcript has a single exon.